GUGGGCGCGCCGCCCUAGCGCCACUGAAGCCCUACAGUUCAGUCCGCCGGGAGGCAAGACGCGCACGCCCGUCGCUGUUAGCCGCUGCCGCUCGCGCUCGUCGCUCGUCGCUCCGCUAGCUUGCGCCCCCUCGGCGCCCCGCGGCGCCCUGCGCCCCGCCGCACCCCCCAAUCCCUGACAGCUAGGCGGAGAGUGACUCGCCGGCAGCGACUCGCAGUCGCUUGCCACAUUGCCUCGCGGAAAACUGCAUACAGAUAACACUUUAUUCAUUCACGCGAAUGACAACGCACGUGCAUUGAUGCACGUGACCGCGAUCGUUACGCUGAACUUAUUUGAAAACGUUCUUGUUAUUUCGGUUUUUCGUCACAGACAUUGGACCGUUGAACGAUUCUAUUCAGUGUGACUUUACUAACAUGUUUUGUGGCACAAAAUUCAUGUUUGACGAAUAAAUUGGGCGGUGCCACGUCUACGUCAUGCUACAGGAGUUGCCGUCCUAUUCGGACGAACUUUGAGCCAUGGCGUGGCUAGUCAAACCUCGGUGCACUUCGCUGAACGGCUGUUUCCAGGGUAUAGGAGAACUUCAACAUGCCACCUAAGCCGCGGACAGGCGUGCUAGGCGCGCUGCAGAGAGUCGUGCGACCGGUUCUGUGACUAACGAGGAUCCUCGCCCAAGGCACGGGUGGCGGAUUAGGCGUGGGGCGCGGCGCGUGGCGGCGGCGCGGGCGCGGCGGGCGGCAUGAUGACGCGGCGUCCGCCACCAUGACGCUGCCGCCGCCCGCGCGCCCCGCCCACCCAUCCGCGCAUCGCGCCAUGCGCUAUUACCGCAUCUGGAUAUAUGCGUGCAACGGCGCGCUGCUUCUGGGUUCGUUGGCCUUCUGUGCGGCCGCUGGGCGCGCUCUCGCAGACUACCGCCGCGCUCUGGUCCCUGGCCUUAACGCCGCACAACCAGGGUUCCUGUAUGGCUACGCGGCGUUACCUGUGCAAACAGGUCUACUGCAGAUGCUCGGAUGUGUCGCGGCGCUUCGUCUCUCUGAGCGAUUGCUUAACGCAUAUUGGUUUGCUCUUCUGGCGCUGCUUGUCGGUGACGCCGCCAUCGGUGUUUACUGGGCUUUCCGAUUUGAGCGAGUCUGUCGAGAAUUGCGUCCCCAACUAAAGUUACGUCUGCUUAGAGAUUACGAAACAGAUGCGGAAUUUACGGAAGCCUGGGAUCGCCUUCAAAGAGAACAGCGCUGCUGCGGGGUGACUGGACCGGCCGACUUCGCGCACCUGAACCGCACAUCACUGCCCGCAAGCUGUUGCCGCAUGCCGGCGCACACGCCAGCCACGACGCCUGCACUGUUUGUCGCCACGUCCAGCACGUCGCUCGCCACUUUCACGCCCGCCCAUUGCGUCCCACACACUGCGGCGUGCGCGGACCGAUUACAGAAUUGGACUCGACGAACUGCGGACGCGUUGUUUGUGCUAGGUUACUGUGUGAUCGCGUUUUUGAAGUUAUGUUUUCUUGGAAUUUUACGAUACGAGAUAAAAGAGAUGAUCCAAAAAAUUAGACUUAUUCGAAGCGAGCUCGGAGCCGGUGAACUUCUAGAUGGCAGCCCGAUCCAUGGCGGGCCAUUGUCACAGACGGUGAUAGUAAACGCCGUGAAUGCGAACGGCGGCGUGCGGGCGCAUGGUGGUAGUCCCGAGCGAGCAGGUGAACGCGACGCGCUGCUCGGACGCCUGUCGGACACGUGCUCGCGGCGCGGCACGCACGACGAUCCUUUGGCGUCGAAAACUAUUAACGGGAACAACAAUUGUGAGAUGCGCGAGUUGGCACAAGGAGAGUACAGACCGUUGGCGGCAGACAGUGCGGCAACUCGGAUCUGACUAAGAUGUUACCUGGAGCGGCUGUUCGGGCGGCGCUGGCGCUCGUUUCCGGCGAGCGGGUGCGAGGCGGAGCUGCUGGCGGCGCACGCGGCGGAGGGCUCGCGCGCGCGCCGCGCUGGAGCCCGCGUUCGUCUUGACAUGCGCCGCCACACCCGCUCCGAGUUCGAGCUGUGACUGCUCUAAUGCGCUUGCCGACCCGCCCGAAUCCACUUCUAAUCGCUCUCUUUUCCUUUUUAUGUCGAGUGCCGAAAUUUUCAGUAACUUUUGCAAGUUUAUAGUGGUACCUAGAUAAAAUCCAGACUAAAUGAUGACACUCCGCCAGUGAAGUGUUUUCGGAAGAAGGGCGUUGUGAACAAACGAAAGGACAAGUGUGGAAUGACAGUAGUAUAUCGUAUAAUUAUAUAUAUAUUGGUGAGUUUGAACCUACGAGCAAAGCUUGUGUUUAGUUCCUAUAUUUAUGCUUGACAGUUUGUAUUUGUGUUUCAAGAUUCAUAAUGAAAAACAUAAAUUAUGAGUCACUUUAUAAUGCGUCAUUAAUACCCAUUCAAUAAUAAUGGUGAAACUAUAUCGUUAGUAUCAUAGAACCGCUGACAAAAUAAGGGCGAUCAGAAGAGCGCAGAUCAAGCGUCAACAGCAACGCAUAACCUAUUUCUCUCGGCCGAAGAAAUAUUGUGUAACUUAUGUACUGAAGAAAAUAUUGUGUUUAGCAAUAGGUUAACUUUUGGGUACUUAUUUGUAUCUAUUAUGUAGAAUUUUGUCACAUUACUUUCUUGUAGUUAAGUGAAUAUCACAUUAUUUUAAUAAAUAAUAUAAUAAAGGCGUAAGACAUUUGCAUGGAUUAGAUUCGAUACUUUGAUAUCUCAGCUUUACCACCUUAAUAACUUAUUGAUUCCACAAGGAGAUUUUCAACGAACAAAAUAACCAAAUACGAAACAAUUAGCAAAUUUUCUACUACAUAGACAAUAAUGUUUCUAUAGCCCUUAGUGAAAUGUUACAAAUGAAUAUGAUGAUGCACGAAUAUCCGUACAGCGUCCGCGGCCGCGUAGAGUGUAGACAGUACGCAGCGGCCGGACCGCACCGCUUACCGUAGAACACGACCUCGCAGUGGUCGGCGCUCGGCGCAUCCAGCAAGCCAUACACCGCCCUCUCACCUCAAUCUACACAUACAUCAGCAAACUCAACACAAACCUGACACCCUUCUUGUUUUUUUCAUCAAUACCCAAUUUUAUUUAAAGAUAAUUGAAAGCCCAUUGUCGGGUAACCAUUUUAUGUUUAAAAGAUCUAUCACAAAAGACUUAUAAAAUAUAGGUAAUACAACCUCAUUAUUAAAACUUGUAAAAAAAUGCGCGGCUAAAUGUGUCCGGGCGCUCUCCAUGCGUACUUAAACGUAAUAGCCAUGUGCGUUUGUAUGACGAGCCUAGAUGUAAUGACGAGAGCUUACUUAUUACCAGCAGGAACGGGAGAGCGGGCAUGCGCUCGCGCCGCACGCGCACGUCCCAGACUCUAUUUAUGUAAAUAAAUUAUCAUAAUUUGUACAUGCGUAGUAUGCGAGUAAAUGUGCAUGGACAGAUUAAAAAAUAGUACUGAUAUGAGCUUAAAAGACGUAGUGCCUACGAUUAUGCUUUUAAAGUGUUGAAAGAACAAACUUUUUUUUGGCAGAGAAAGUUACGUACGAUGUCGGUACAUCAUAACAGAAACCUACAAACUUACAUAUUUUUGAAGGGCUAAAUCUUGACGUGAGUUCGAGUAGGUAUGUUAAAUAAGGCUGUGUCAGAAUUAAAUGUCUGUUUACAAUGUGGUUAAAAAAUCUGGACCUUAUAUGAAACGUGUUGCAAAUAUUAAGGAGCGUACUUAAAUACAAAAAGAGAAGCUAGGUGUAGGUACGUAAGCCGGCAGACGCGUCUGCGUCUCGGCGGCGGGCCUUAGCGCACCGGACCGGUACUUUGCGUCGAAACGAAGUGUAGGUAUGUAAGCCGGCGGACGCGUCUGCGACUCGGCGACGGGCCUUACGCAGCGUACUACGUAGGCGAACAACACGCGAACGCGAAGCGAAGCGAUGCGGCGCGGGGUGAAUUAAUGCUUGGAUACCUAUAGAAGGGUCCUACGUAGGCGAUCUCGUUGCGAACGCGAACGCCGUGGGCCCGCCGCACCGCGCCGCGCCGCUUCUCUUCGCGUUUGCGAGUUGUUCGCUUACGUAAGACACAGCGUUAGCGCACCGGACUGGACCGGUACUUCGCGUCGAAAAACGCAAUUGUUUGCGUCUAACUACCUAUUAUGAAAUAACUUUAUAGAUAUACAUUAUAAUGAUUACGAAAUUAUGUAUUAUGUUUGCUUAGAGUAUAGUAUUUUGAGAAUUUGAGCAGAAAAAAAAUAGUUUUUUAAUAUUGGUGUCAUUUAUAUGAAUGUACCAACCAAUCUUAUUAUAAAUGGUAUAUUCGGAAAGUUGAAUAAUUUGUAGCUAGGAUCCAAUCUAAAUCCUACAUCUCUUCCAAAAACGGUAUAAUGACAUGUGCCUUGGCUUAUAGAAUCGUAUAAUUGAUGUUAUUUUCAUCGAAAAAAAUCUGUUAUAAGUGCGACGUACGACUCGUCUCUGACGUGCUACCUACCUGCACUACGUGGCGAGGGCCAGCCGCGAGCACCCAGCUAUCAAUUUUUUCAGACAUUUGCUCUACUGCUUUCUUGUUUUUGCUAAUCUACCUAACCCAUAAUCAUCAUCACACCAAUUUUGUAGUUAGCUUUUGCUAUGAAAACCCUGUUUACUUAGUUAAUUAAUAAGUUUUGAUUAUCCCUACUGGAUUUUGAACACCUAUUGACCUGAUUACCAAUGGAACAAAUACGUUUACAGUGCAGAAUGUUGUUGUAGCUAUUUAUUGUGACGAUAGAGUGUGAAACGUUUUCAGGCAAUGAUGCUUGUUCUGUUUUGAGUUGUACAGUAGGGUUGUACCAACUUUCCGAAGGUACGCGCUAGGCGACUGAGAGCUAAUACUACCAUAAUAAAGCAUUAAUAAACAGUUUGUUAAA
Molecule: messenger RNA, 4884 nt
Organism: Cydia strobilella
Lineage: Eukaryota; Metazoa; Arthropoda; Insecta; Lepidoptera; Tortricidae
Product: CD82 antigen-like
Exons: 5
Coding region: 760-1863 (367 amino acids)
Cellular component (GO): plasma membrane
Source: RefSeq, a predicted model, not a curated record